AUGUUGGCAGCGCUCGGCGGUGUAGGUCUUAGCAGACGACUUUUUGCGAGGGCUGAAUUGCGUUGUAGGUAUAUUACACGUGAGAUUUUUCGAAGGGCUCGUUUGUCAUGAAAGUUCGGAGAUGAUCAGCGGGAUGAUGAGUGGGACGAUGAAGAUGAUGAAGACGACGAGUCGAUUUUAUCACUGUUGGAGGAGUCUCGAGAGGAGAAACGCCGGGUUUGCGUACGGCUGCUCUAACCUUAAAAUAGGCUCUCGAUUAUUAUUGCAAAGUGUAAACAGUAGGUUUACGUCUGAUGUUUCUAUAUCGGAGGCCGAUGUCAGCAAGUUUGUGAAGAAUCUUCUCGAUGCUCAUGGUAGGGGGAGGAAAACAGAGUUCGAUGACACUCUGCAGCAGUUUACGGUCAAGACACUGAUAGACGAGAGGACAAAGAUAUAUGAAAACAUCAAAAACCUGGCUGAACUGGUGGAGGAAGAUAAGGAUAUGAAGAAACUAGCGGAAGAGGAAAAACUGUCCAACGAAGCAAGAUUGAAAGAAAUAGACAAUGAACUGUUCAGUGCUCUAGCGCAGAGUCUGAGUGGGGAUAAUUUUGAUGAAAUUAUUUUGGAAAUUACUGCUGGAGUUGGAGGCCAGGAAGCGAUGCUUUUUGUCAAAAAUCUCUUAGAGAUGUACAUUAAACAUCUAUCCUACUUGGGAUACAGUUACGAUAUUAUAGAAAUGGACGAAUCUCCCCAAGGAGGAUGCAGACAUGCCAGUAUUAUGAUCUCUGGCAAAGAAUCAUUUGAAAAGUUACGUCAUGAGGCUGGAGUGCACAGAGUUCAGCGAGUUCCUGCCACUGAAAAGUCUGGAAGAAUUCAUACGAGUGUUGUUUCGGUAGGUGUUUUGCCUCAACCUAAUGAUAUCCAAGUGGAGAUACAUGCCAAAGAUUUGAGGAUAGAUACCAUGAGAGCUUCUGGUGCUGGGGGUCAGCACGUUAACACCACCAAUUCCGCUGUCAGAGUUACUCAUUUGCCAACUGGAAUGUCGGUGGAAUGUCAGACGGACAGGUCGCAAAUAAGAAACCGUGAAUUAGCAAUGGCCAAAUUGAGAGCCAAAAUGUACGAGCAGAAGCUGGCCAGACAGUUGAGGAGUGCUUCGGAAAUGCGUAAGCAACAGAUGGGCAUGGGUGAGAGGCAUGAGAAAAUUAGAACCUACAAUUUCAACCAAGACAGAGUGACUGAUCACAGGCUCUCCAAUGGUACGCUGCACAAUUUGAAAGGCUUUCUAGAGGGUGGCAUGGCUUUGGACGGUCUUCACGAGAGGCUCAGCAAAGACAUGCAGCACAAGCUGCUGAUGGAGGUUUUAGAUAGCGUGAAAAGAUGAUCAGCUUUGUUAAAUCAUACAACGCAUGCCCAAGUAAGUAAUGUUUAUUUGUAAAAAGGAAUGUAUAUAUAAUUUUUAUAACAUAUUAAUAAACGAGAAAUUAGAAUAUGCUC
This is a messenger RNA of Nasonia vitripennis (jewel wasp), 1473 nucleotides long. RefSeq names its product peptide chain release factor 1-like, mitochondrial (gene mRF1). The transcript is spliced from 3 exons. Lineage: Eukaryota; Metazoa; Arthropoda; Insecta; Hymenoptera; Pteromalidae. Gene Ontology annotation, biological process: translational termination. Gene Ontology annotation, molecular function: translation release factor activity. The record is from RefSeq and is a predicted model, not a curated record. The coding region runs from base 122 to 1360 and encodes 412 amino acids.